Molecule: messenger RNA, 1936 nt
Organism: Musa acuminata AAA Group (dessert banana)
Lineage: Eukaryota; Viridiplantae; Streptophyta; Magnoliopsida; Zingiberales; Musaceae
Exons: 10
Coding region: 129-1571 (480 amino acids)
Source: RefSeq, a predicted model, not a curated record
GAGACGGAGACCCAAACCGAAACAAGACCUGUCGGUCGAAGUUUCUAGGGCUAGUGGUCGAGUACGCUACGCUCUCCUGUGAUCGUGGAGAGAAACGGAGGGAGGAAGGGGAAGAAGGGAAGGGAAGGAUGUGGCACGAGGCGCGGAGGUCAGAGAGGAAGGUCCACGACAUGAUGGACGCGGCCCGGAAGCGGGCGCAGCGGCGCGCCGUGUACCUUGCCAAGCGCCGUGGCGACCCCCAGCAGUUGCUCCAGGUCACCGGUGCCCGCUGCCGCGUCUACCGCGACGACGGAUUGUACCAGGCCGCCCAGGACCAGCAGGGAUUGAUACCAUGGAAUGGAAAGCAAGAUAUCUUGAUUGACAGAUUUGAUGGCCGCGCUCUUCUUGAUUUUAUUCGAGAUUCUAGUUCUCAUGCUUAUAGAGUUCAGCAGAAAACUGAGGAAGAAGAAGAAGUAGAAGAGUUUGUUAAUUUUAAGCGUUACCGGGAUUUAAUUAAGCUUCGACGUAGAGGAUUUACUGAUGAUGAGGGAUUGCAACAUGUUCACCAACAGCUGGAGGCAAAGAAUUCACUUCCAUUUGCAUUUGAAAGGCCGCGAUCCACACAGCUUCCAGUGAGCAAAGGUUCAUACUCACAGGUCCGAUUCUCCUACAAAGGAGAAGGUCAUGAAGAAUCUCACAAUUUGGACAGUGAAAGUGAGGAUGAAGAUAAUGAUGAGGAUGAUGAUGAAAAAGAUUUCAGUAGUGAUGAUAGUAAUGAUGAGAGGAUGGAAACUAUUGCUAAAGAGUUUGGCAUCAAGAGAUACAACUGGCUUGUUUAUAUGGAUAAAAAGGCCAAGGAGGAAGAGAAAAGGCAAAAGGAAAUAAUUAGAGGAGAUCCUGCUAUUAGAAAAUUGAGUCGCAAGGAAAGAAGGAAGGCUUCUCAGAUGGAAAGGGAAAAAGAAAGGGAAGCAGCACAUCUGACAGGAAGGGCACCUCAUCAUGAUCCUUACAGGGAGUCGCGUCAAAGUCCCACAUAUGAAGCUUAUCCCAGGAGCAGAAUAUCAAGAUCCAGGUCCCGGUCAUUUUCACCUUCACAUUCAAGAUGGCAUGAACACAGUUCUCAUGCUGAUAAUGGGCAUCGAAGCAAGUCGAAGCCUCCGAAAAUUGAAUAUAUUACAGAGUUUGGUGGUACAAACAACUUGGACCAAAAAUUUGGAGGAGUCUCCCCACCAUCAUCUCCAUUGCAAGCUGAUCUAUCAAACCGGGCAUCAGGUGGUCGAAUUCUUGAGGCACUUCAUGUUGAUCCUGCAUCUGCUAUGUCUCUUGAACAGGAAAAGAAUGCUAAAAUGUUGAGACCACCGAUCAGCUCACCGUCGUCGUCGUCGUCGUCGUCGUCAGCAAUAGCAAAACUUAGUAAAACUCCUCUUGGGGCAUCCUCGAAAACUCAACAGGACAAAAGAAAGGAAACUCCUCAAGAACGCCUCAAACGGAUUAUGAGUAAACAACUGAAUAAACAAAGUAAGGUUUCUGACUUAGCUGUGGUAGCAGCACUAUAUGGUUCUCUCUACAGUACAGAAUAUUUUCAUGGAUAAUCUGAGAAUCUUUUUAUUUCUGAAGUCUCGAUUUAGAUGCAAAAUUUUGGCAUGUGGCUGCUCAUGUGUCUGUUCUACAGUUCGGAAAGAUACUGCUGCUGCUCCACCAAGGUACACAGAACUUGUUUGUGUAGUAUGAAUAUCACAUUGUAAGGUUCCAUGUUUGCAUUUUCUGCUGGUAUGUUUGCCAAUUUGCUCAGUAAGUAAAAGGGUUUUAAACUGGUGGGCUCAGAGUUCAGUCUUGCUUCUGAUUUUCAUUGAUGAUAAAACCAGAGAGGCAUAUUUUUAGUUACUUCUAGUUUUGUAUAUCCGUUAUGACAACCUGUCGUUGAAUUUAACAUGGGAAAAGGAACAUUCUCAACCUA